CGCGGGGCCUGAUGCACUUGUCCGCUGCCGGUCGGCGCGAGGCGAGAACCCGGCGCGGCCGCUCGGAGCGGGCCCGACUCGGGGCAGCACCGGAGCGGGCCGGGCAGCAGUGGGCGCUCGCGAUCCUCCUCUGCCCAACGCGCUCUCCCUCAGGGCCCGGCCCCCUCCGUCCCCUCCUCCUGCUCCUGCUCCUCCUCCCGCUCCUCCCCUCCGCGGGACUGAUCGCCGAGCCUCCCGCCUGCAAAGUCCCCGGCGCGCCGGCAGCUACCAGCCGCCGUCUCUGCUGGAUCUCCGUGGGUGCCUGCGCCCCAGCCUCGUCCGCCUGCCCCGAGGCGCCCCCCUCCCUCCCGGCUCGCUCCGCCGGCCGCCGGUGCUCCGCGGCGCUGCCCAUGGCCCAGCCCGAGAGCCGACUUCGGGCGCCGGACCGGCUGGACCGCGGCGCAGCUCAGUAACUGGCGGCCCGCGACACCCAUGUGUCACUGAUCGGGAGGUUCUCCCCGCGGCAGCGCUUCAUGACCCAGCGGCGCCCGGCCCAGUGAAGCCACCAUGGUGUCCAGCACAGCGGCGCUGCUCCUGGGCGCCGUGCUCCUGGUGGCCCAGCUGCAGCCCGUGCCCUCCCGCCCCGCCGCCGCCGCCGCCGCCGGCGACGGCCGGGACGGCGCGCCCCCCAACGGCUCGGCGCAGCAGCUGCCGCAGACCAUCAUCAUCGGCGUGCGCAAGGGCGGCACGCGCGCGCUGCUGGAGAUGCUCAGCCUGCACCCCGACGUGGCGGCCGCCGAGAACGAGGUCCACUUCUUCGACUGGGAGGAGCACUACAGCCAAGGCCUGGGCUGGUACCGGGGCCAGAUGCCCUUCUCGUCCCCGCAGCAGCUCACGGUGGAGAAGACCCCCGCGUACUUCACGUCGCCCAAAGUGCCUGAGCGCGUCCACAGCAUGAACCCGGGCAUCCGGCUGCUGCUCAUCCUGCGCGACCCGUCCGAGCGCGUGCUGUCCGACUACACCCAAGUGUUCUACAACCACGUGCAGAAGCGCAAGCCCUACCCGUCCAUCGAGGAGUUCCUGGUGCGCGACGGCCGGCUCAACGUGGGCUACAAGGCGCUCAACCGCAGCCUCUACCACGUGCACCUGCACAACUGGCUGCGCUUCUUCCCGCUGCGCCGCAUCCACAUCGUCGACGGCGACCGCCUCAUCAGGGACCCCUUCCCCGAGAUCCAGAAGGUCGAGCGGUUCCUGAAGCUGUCGCCGCAGAUCAACGCCUCGAACUUCUACUUUAACAAAACCAAGGGCUUUUACUGCCUGCGGGACAGCGGCCGGGACCGCUGCUUGCACGAGUCCAAAGGCCGGGCGCACCCCCGAGUGGACCCCAGACUCCUCAGUAAACUGCACGAAUACUUUCACGAGCCAAAUAAGAAAUUCUUCGAGCUUGUCGGCCGGACAUUUGACUGGCACUGAUUAGCAAUAAAGUGAGGCUCGGAACCUUUCCCGUUGUAAGUUCUGGUGUACGUCUGGGGGAGAGAGAGAAAAAGAAGAAUUUUAAAAGGGCAUUUAAGCUAUAAUUUAUUUGUAAAGUCCAUAAAUUACUUCUGUACAGUAUUAGAUUCACAAUUGCCAUAUAUACUAGUUAUAUUUUUCUACUUGGUAAAUUGAGGGCAUUUUGUAUUGUUUUUCAUGGUUGUUAACAUUGUGUAAUAUGUCUCUAUAUGAAGGAACUAAACUAUUUCACUGCAAAAAAAAAAAAAAAGCAACAAAAAAAAAAAAACCACAGAAAUCUGGAGACCCUGUCUUUUUUGAAUAUGAUUAACUUGCCCCGACUCAAAAUAGCUGUCUGUGUUAUAUUCGUUGCAAGAUCUAUAUAUUCCUUUGUUACUUUAAAAAGAAAUGUUUUUCAUGGCAAUUAUGCUUCUCUCUUGCCCUCUCUUUUCUUCAUUGUUCUUUUUAAUUUUUAAUGUCUCGCUGUGGCCAUCAGAUUUAUUUUUUACUUGCAUUGUGAGAUCUGUCUUCACUGAGAUAUCCCCUGUUAUUUUCUGGAGGUUUCAGGUUCGCCCAUUCUUGACAGCAGGUUCCGGAGUGUGGAUUUUUUUUUUUUUUUUUAACCCCCGUAGACUCCGCGUGGACAAAGCAAUAUUAAGACUGGAAGAGUCGUUAAUACCCGCAAGAGGCUCCCUGUUACACAUCUCUGCCUCAAAGAGUGCUUGCAUCCGUUUCUGAGCUCAGCAAUGGGCAAAACGACACAAUAAAGGGGAUUAAACCGUU
This is a messenger RNA of Herpailurus yagouaroundi (jaguarundi), 2253 nucleotides long. RefSeq names its product heparan sulfate-glucosamine 3-sulfotransferase 1 (gene HS3ST1). The transcript has 3 exons. Gene Ontology annotation, molecular function: [heparan sulfate]-glucosamine 3-sulfotransferase activity. NCBI's taxonomy places the organism in Eukaryota, Metazoa, Chordata, Mammalia, Carnivora, Felidae. The record is from RefSeq and is a predicted model, not a curated record. Bases 547 to 1452 code for a protein of 301 amino acids.